AUGGUCUUCACCAUCUGGCGAUUUUACAUUUGGAUUCCAUUGGCUUCCAGGACAGACUCUUACUAUAGGGCAACACUUGGUUUUGAUGGAGUUUCAGACUCUAUACUCACCCAAAGCUGGCUUCCCAACUGGUAUGCUUCUGAUAACAUUUGCUUGGAUAUUGGUGGCGAUUUUGGAAGUUGCACUUGUGGUUAUAACAGCAUACUUACUCUGGAAGCUUAUGGUAAGCCAGUGUGCCAAUGUGCCCCAGGCUUUUCUCUCUUGGAUGUAAAUAAGAGGAAUAUUGGCUGCAAACAAGAUGAUUUAAGCUACAUAAGUGAAUCUUACAAGAUAGGAUCCUUAAUUUCAGAGGAUCAAUUUGAAUUCUUGGUGAUGGAGUAUGUUGUUUGGCCUUUAGCUGACUGUGAACUGCUACAGCCUACAACAGAAUCUGCAUGCAAGAUUUCCUACGUGCACAAUUGUUAUUGUGCAGUUGCCAUUUUCCAGCAACCUGAGUAUUACAAUGGUACAGGAAGAUGUUGGAAGAAGAAAUUACCACUUUCUCACGGGAGGCCCAACAGCAGUGCAGUUGAAAGAAAAGUACUGUUCAAGAAAUUGAAAUUGAAUAGCUCUUCACAAAGUCCAGGCCUAGGAAAGCAGAAUCAAGCAAUAUUGAUCCUCGCAAUCCUCUUAGGUACUUCUGUAUUUUUUAACUUCUUUUCUGUAACUGCAAUCUCUCUAGUUGUAUUCUUCUUGUGGCAAGGAAAACUAUCAAAUUUCUCCAAAAUUGUUCGUAUAAACGAUCUUAAUAUGAAUCUACGUUCAUUUACAUAUGAAGAUCUUGAAGAAGCUACUGGUGGGUUCAAAGAAGAAUUGGGUAAGGGUUCUUUUGGCACUGUUUAUAAAGGGGUAUUAGCAUCUAGUCAUAACAAAUAUGUUGCUGUCAGGAAGCUAGACAAGAUGGUGAGGGAAGAUGAGAGGGAAUUUGAAACCGUCGUGACUGUGAUUGGCCAAACUCACCUUAAGAAUCUAGUUCGGUUACUUGGCUACUGUGAUGUGGGUGAAGACUGA
Messenger RNA from Quercus lobata, 1050 nucleotides. Its product is annotated as G-type lectin S-receptor-like serine/threonine-protein kinase LECRK1. The record is from RefSeq and is a predicted model, not a curated record. The transcript has 2 exons. Gene Ontology annotation, biological process: protein phosphorylation. Gene Ontology annotation, molecular function: protein kinase activity; ATP binding. The coding region runs from base 1 to 1050 and encodes 349 amino acids. Lineage: Eukaryota; Viridiplantae; Streptophyta; Magnoliopsida; Fagales; Fagaceae.